AAAGUCUUUGGGGUUAGCCCUUUCUUUCCCUAGAGUUUGAGGAGGGGAGAUGGACUGUUUGCGUGUCGAUGUUUGUGCAGGUGAUAUUCUGAAGUACCUGUGAGUAUGAAUUCAGUCUUGGGCAGAGAGUGUCACAUGACCUGCUUCUCCCCGUAGAUAUGUGUAUGCUAAAUACCAUGAGAAGAGGAAAAAAAGAAAACUUCACAGAUAUGGCAUUUCAGUGAACACCUCUCAUGAAGAGAGGGGGCAAGAGGGAGGAAGUGAGGAGGCAGUGGCCACAGGAAUGGAGGGAGGAGGCAUUCAGCUGAAUGACCUGCAGUUCCGAGAAAGGAGUAGAGUCUGAGAAGGAACCAGGAUGUCUCAGGAAGGAACAUGAGGUUCCCCUGGAAAUCAUUCAAGAGAAAGAUGGAAGUAGGUGUUUAGAAGAAAUAAAAAGCUUCAGGCUGCAAAACUGGGGCCUGAAGGCUGGCAGUGGAAAACGCUGCUAAGCUGUGAUCUCUCACUGCAAAGUUCCAAGUGCCUUUUUGCUUCCUGCAGAAGAAAGGAAGAGAAGGAGAAGACCAUGUCCAUAGCCCUGAAGCAGGUGUUCAACAAGGACAAGACCUUUCGGCCCAAAAGGAAAUUUGAACCUGGCACACAGAGGUUUGAGCUCCACAAACGGGCCCAGGCAUCCCUCAACUCGGGGGUGGACCUGAAGGCAGCAGUGCAGCUGCCUAGUGGGGAAGAUCAAAAUGACUGGGUGGCUGUGCACGUGGUGGACUUCUUUAAUCGGAUCAAUCUCAUCUACGGCACCAUCUGUGAGUUCUGCACUGAGCGGACCUGCCCAGUAAUGUCAGGGGGCCCCAAAUAUGAGUAUCGGUGGCAGGAUGACCUCAAGUACAAGAAGCCGACUGCACUGCCAGCUCCCCAGUACAUGAACCUUCUUAUGGAUUGGAUCGAAGUCCAGAUCAACAAUGAGGACAUAUUUCCGACAUGCGUGGGUGUCCCAUUCCCAAAGAACUUUCUUCAAAUCUGCAAGAAGAUCCUGUGCCGCCUUUUUCGGGUCUUUGUCCACGUCUACAUCCACCACUUCGACCGGGUCAUUGUGAUGGGUGCAGAGGCCCAUGUCAACACCUGCUACAAACACUUCUAUUACUUUGUCACAGAGAUGAACCUCAUAGACCGCAAGGAGCUGGAGCCCUUGAAAGAGAUGACAACCAGGAUGUGUCACUAACUCUCCAGCUCACACUUCGAAGGAAGAGGAAUGCUUUUUCCUCACACAGUCCUGACCGGGCAAGAGGCCAACCUCCCUGGCUGAAAUGGCACACCUCCUGCCAGGAGCAGGAGAGCUGAAGACCAGUGGUGACCACUGGGUGACGUUUCCCACUCACUUCAUGUGCUCUUAACCCUCAAAGUGCUGCUAGCCAUGAUCUGUGUGCCAGGCAGACACAACGUGAAGGACAGACAAGGACCAUCCCCUGGGCCUUCCUGGCUGGGGAUCUUCCAGAAGGAAGCCACUGCACUUCCAAGUGUGUCACAGCUCUCCUGUGACUUGCCACCGAAGCUUUACUGGAAUUCAGGUUUUGAGACUGAGAUGCUGAUUUGUGCUGAUUUGUACUUUUCCACUCUAUGCUGUUAACCCGCUGACUUUUCUGUAAUUUGUUUUCUAAGUAACAAGUGAAUUUUGGAUUUCUGAAUGCGUAGCAAGUUUUUCUGUAACAAGCCUUGCUUUCCAGUUCCUUAAAGCUCUUGCUGUGAUCCUGUGGUUCAACAUGGUGCAGGGCUGUAGAGCUGUACCCCAGCGGCAGCACCAACACAAUUUCCCCAACACCAAAAAACCAAACCAAACCCAGUGCUGUCCAGUCGAUUCCAAGUCAUAGCGACCCUAUAGGGCUGAGUAGAACUGCCCCAUAGAGUUUCCAAGGAGCCGCUGGCAGAUUUGAACUGCUGACCCUUUGGUUAGCAGCCGUAGCACUUAACCACUACACCACCAGGGUUUAGUUUAAUUAGGGACCACUCCAUGGGGUGGUUUAUGCCUGCCCCAAGUAGGGUCUUCAGACUUUAACUACAGGGAAAAGACUGGUCCCUAGCAUAAGGCUCAGAAGUUACCAGUUUACCCUGAACAGAAUGUGGUUUUUAUAACCACCCUCAUCCCUUGUUCUUUCAUUCAAAAUAUUUUUUCCUGUUUCCCUGAAGAGAUAUCAUAAAAGAACAAGAAUGAUCAGCAGGAGCCCCGAGUCACGUAAGUGCGGUGUUCGUUCUUUUAAGAGUAGGGAGUCAUGGCCCUUUCUACAUAAUACUAAAAUUUCAGUGAAAAAGGAAACACAAUUGGUUAUUUGGUGCAUAUAGAUGAAACAAUGAACCCACUGACUUGGAACCUUCUCAACCAACCCUUUGGGCUUCUAACCCCAGCUGACGUGUUCUUCCUCCACGCUCUCUCCUCCUCCGCCAUAUUCUAUUAUGGCACGAAAUGAAUUUCUGCCUCUAUAAUUGUGCCACAGUUGCCAAGGCAACAGUGGAGCUGGAGCUAGCUUCCUUCUUCUACCCUUUCCAUGUUUUCUGUUCCAUUAGACAGUCAGAAUAACACGUUCUGUGCUAUAUCCUGCCUUUGAAACCUCAGUGAGUUUUGGUUGAUGAAAUGUUGCCUUCUCUGUUUCAUUGUGUUGAAAAGUGUGGUGGUCCCAACAGCCUGCGAUGGGGGUAAUGAUGCUUCAAGUGAUCAUUUGAAUUUAACAAAAUAUCAGUUGGUGGAGGGAAGUAGAUGAGAAUGUAUUAGUGCAUUUUGAUGUAAUAACUAUUAAAGAAUAACUAAACAACUCUGAUUUCGUCUUAUUAUACAUAAUGAGUUGAAGCCUUUCCUGGCUGCCAAGAAAGGCCUAGAAAGCAUGAAAUCUUUGUCCAAGCUCAGAAAGGGCUGACUGUGUGCAUAGUGGCAUUCUACACUGACCUAACGAAGCAGACCAUCCCUUGCUUCGGAUCUCACAAAGGUUGUCUCCUGGAAUCCAAUGCUGCUACUUUUCUCCAUGUCGUUGGACUCUGGCCAUCAACAAACAUGUUUCCUUUCUUGCUUCCUAAGUAACUUUGAGAUGACAAGACAGGCAGAUUUUUCUCAGCAUCACUUUUGGCUGAAAGAAUAUUUGACUGUCCUAAGGAUCCUGAGAACAGAGAAACAAGAGCCCUAAUCCCCAACCUGUGCAAUACAGCAGUACCACGUGGGACUGUAGGACAGUGGGACAGAGAAAUGAUGACAUGGUGCCUUGGUCCUAGGAGGAACUGUGUGCCACGCAAAACCAACCACAGGCCUUUUGCAUUAAAAAGUUGACUUUGUUCCUGCAUUUCAAUAAUGCCUCAUCAAGUAGGAGGCUGGAAUCUGAAGACAUUUGUUUUUCCUUCUUAUUAAGGUUAUUUUCUAUUAACUGUGUGUAUGAAAUUGCCACUCAAUUUAAAAAUCCAAAUUUUUUUUAAACUUCUUGGAACAGUUUCCUCCUGGUUAUGUUGCUAAUUGCACUCAUCAACUCUUCUAGGGCAAAUUCUGGCAAACUGCUCUCAUUUUUUAAUUACAGGGUAUUCCUGUUCCCACAGAACUUUAUUUGGCAAAUUCUAAAGAAAAUCGUUACAGGUGAUUUUUAUGUCUUUGGCCUGACUGCAUCCUUGUAGCUGCAUCUCUUCUUGCAAAUGAAGGCCCUAAGCUCCCUGCAGCCCUGCCGGCACCUCCAGCCCUCUGGAUCCCAGACAGACUGCGUCUUUCUCCUAACUCAGCUGCUCUGCCGGAGCAGCCCCAUACCCCUCUCUUCCCCUUCUUUUUCCACUAUUUUUUCUAUUUCGAGAAAUUUCAAAACUGACAUUUCAAAGUUGAAAGAUUGCAAUGAACACCUUUUGCCUUAAACGCACCAGUUGCUAACAUUUUCUACACUUUUCUUUCUCUCUCUGUAAACAGACACUUUUAUUGCUGAACUAUUUAAAAUAAGUUGUAGACAUUAUGAAACUUUGAAAUACUUCAAAUUUCUCUUAAAAAUAAGAUCGUUUUCCUACGAAUCUGCCAUAUCAUUUUCACACUUAAGAAAUUAACCAUCUUCACUUUUUUUUUUUACUCUCUAUAUCUAAUAUGGAGCCCUGAUGGCAUAGUGCUUAAGAGCUUGGAUGCUGACCAAAAGUCAGCAGUUCAAAUCUACCACCCACUCCUUGGGAACCCUAUGGGGCAGUUCUACUCUCUCCUAUAGGGUCACUGUGAGUUGAAACUGACUCAACGGCACCAAACAACAGUAACUUAUGAUCCACACGCAAAUUUCCAAAGUGUCCCAAAAAUGUUUGUUAUAGCUCUUUUUUUUUUUUUUUUUUAUCCAGGAUGCAAUCAAGAUUACACGUUGCAUUUAGUUGUCAAUACCUUUACUUUCCUUUAAUCUAUCUGAGUUUCUUAGUCAGUGUGUGUGUGAUGUGUAUGUGUAUGUGGUGUGUGUCUUUCAUGACACUGACAUUAAUAAAGGGUUCAGGACAGUUUGUUUGUCGAAUGUCCCACAGUCUUGAUUUGUCUUUUCCCAACUGAUUCCUAGUUAUUAAAUUCAGGUUACAAGACUUUUGGGGAAGAAUUCUACAUAAAUGAUAUUGUUUCAUCCUAUUGCAUCACAACAGGAGGUACGUAAUGUCAAUUUGUCUCUUUUGUGAUGUUAAGGUUUAUCAGUGGGUCCAGGUACUAUUUGCCUGAUCCGUUCAUUAUAAAGCUCCUUCUUGGCUAUAAAGCUCCGAGGUUCAGUACACAUGACAUUUUAUAGACUGCGAGGCUGUACAUAGGUACGUUCCUUUCUUACUAUUCUCAAAGAGGUCCAGCAUCUGCCCCCUCUCCCCGACAAAUUAAAACCAUUGCUUGAGUGAUAUUAGCAGUAACUAAGAGUUCAUACCUUUCCAUUUAGCAAAGGAAAGGUGAAACCGGAAGAUUCCCUGUGCAGGCAAUAUAUGAGUGUAUGUGGCUAUAAGAAUUUUUAUGAUCCCUGGAGCCAGACUUGAAAUAUAUAUAAUCUUUUUUUUUUUUUUUUAAUUUUGGGCUCGCAUCCUCAGUGACCUCACAUGCAGACCCAUGGUUUUUUUAAUUGAGGGCAUGAAUUCUCAAUGGGUUGAUUGCCCAAGGGGGCAAAAAUUGGUUCUUGGGGGAGGUAUUAAAAAAAUCUUAGAUAUAACAAUGGUUUGCGGCCUUCCAAUGGGCCACAGUACACAGCAGAUACAAAGUAUAUGUAUGGUAUUAAAAGUUCAUGGGAAUUGGGUUGGCUGGGGGACUAUUAGUAUAAAGUGUCUAAAAAGGCUCCUAAAAAAAAAAAUCUGUUACCAUUGAGUCGAUUCCAACUCAUAGCGACUCUAUAGGACAGAGUAGAACUGACACAUAGGCUUUCUAAGGAACGGCUCAUGGAUUCGAACUGCUGACAUUUUGGUUAGCAGCUGUGCUCUUAACCACUGCACCACCAGGGCUCCAAAAAUCUUGUAGGAGACCCAUAAUAGGAGAAUAAAUAAAUAAGUUGAGAAAUACUAGACUCACUUUCUGUUCCUUAGGUUGUUUAUUUUCUCUUCCUGGGAUGUUUUCUCAAUGGUCAGAGCCCACAGUCUCCGAGUCAGGAGGGGUGGAAGCAACUUGCAGAGAUUUCUGUCCUCCUACCCUCUUAGAUCAUAUCAGCAGCAUUCCAAGUGAAAAACCUGUUCUCACACAGACCUUUCGGCAAGAAAUUCUGUAGCAUCCUUUGGUGUAACCCACUGAACACUCCACAACAUCUGAAAUCCUUCCAUUCAACACAAGCCCAACUAUUAUCUUUGAGUUUCAGCACAUCUUUUUUAGUGUUCCAUGUUAGGAAAGAUCCUAAGAUUAUAUAGGUUAAGUAGAAAUACAAAUAUUUAUCAAAUAUAAAUAAGAGCUUUACCUGAACAUCCAUUAAAUAUGCGAAGACUAUUACCAUUUGACCUUCAGCCUCCUUCCUUCAGAGUUCUUCUACCUGUAGCAUUCUCUUGGAAGUCUUGUUGUCCAUUGUUAACCAUUUCUGAAACUCACCUUGAAACCUUCCCAAAGCUCUCCAUGUCACCCUGCAUUAUGGACGUGGCAGCAGUGAACGUAAUAAGAAAUUAUUUCAUGCUUUCUCCAAACUCUAUAGUGUCUUUGCUAAGUCCUGACUUGCUUUUUACAUAUUUAUAGAUUUUCUUUUCUAUUUUAUUUGCCUACACAAAAUUCUUAUCUGAAUUAUAUUCAACCAUUCUGGUUUCCCUUCCUGGGUUUCCUCCAUUCCUACCUUAACACUCUUUCUAGAUUAUUACACUGGUGGGGUGUGUGUGUGUGUGUGUGUGUGUGUGUGUGUGUGUAUUCUAAGUUACCCCCUUCCUUUGGCAAAGCAUUAAGGCACUUGGAUUGAAUUAUUCUCAUUGUUCUAUGGUAAUUUAUGCUGAUCCAUCAUUCUGGUCAUUGAUGGAAGCACAGCCCUUCUUAUUGUCUUUGACCCUCUGUCCCUUCUACACCCCAUGGGUACCACACUGUGAGAAAAUAAAUAUCAUAGGAAAAGUAUGAACAUGCCUUCAGAUAUGUGUGCAAAGACAUGAUCCCAAAGGGAGUUGGAAGUGUCAUUUGGAUAAUACUGUUUUCAUUCUCAGUUUUAUAUUUUUGGUCUUGAAAUAAGUGAUUCUUUUUUAGAAUUAGCCAAAUAAAGUGUAUUUUUUAAAUAGUGAUGUUUUUCCUCCUGUUUUAAAAAAAUACAUACUGACAAAAAACCUUUGUAAUAGGCCAUGUCCCUCUGGGCAGGUAUUAAGAAAUUUUCAAUGAGUAAAUAAGGAUUUUUAUAACUUUUAGAGGGAAGAGUCCAUUUCUAAUCAAGCAUUUAAGCUCUUUGACUAGCUUUUAGUGUUCUGACUUGAAAGUUUUUCAGUAUCUUUUUUAAUUGCAUCAGAAAUAAUGUUUGCUCUAUUUUAGUUCCAUUUGUGCUAAAAUUAAGGGUUUCACUGUAAGAAAAACAGACUAAUGUAAUUAAAUCAAUUAGAAAAACAAUUGAAGGAUAUUUAUGAAAUCAGGUCUGUGUGAGUUUAGGAGAACAAAUGUCACAAAUAAAAGAUAUAAUAUCAUCUAUGCUCUCUUUUUUUUAAUAGUCUAUUUCUUUAAUGAAUAUGUUCUUCAUCUUGCAAUGGUUCUGGAAGAGGUAAAUAAAAGAAAACUGUGAAUUCUACAUAAAAUAAUUCGAUGUUCAUUUGAAAACACACAUGCACGUAUUUUCGUUUUAGCUGAAGUUCCUUUAACCUACGACAGAAUUUCCCAGGAGGGUAGAAUGCAUAUACCGUGUUUUCACGCAAAUAAUGCGCACCUUCUGUUUGCUUGCCAAACACGCCCUCCCCC
Loxodonta africana (African savanna elephant) is the source of this 7330-nucleotide messenger RNA. RefSeq names its product MOB kinase activator 3B (gene MOB3B). Gene Ontology annotation, cellular component: cytoplasm. The transcript is spliced from 4 exons. Bases 563 to 1213 code for a protein of 216 amino acids. The record is from RefSeq and is a predicted model, not a curated record. NCBI's taxonomy places the organism in Eukaryota, Metazoa, Chordata, Mammalia, Proboscidea, Elephantidae.